AUGGCCAAGGUUGUUGAGAUCUUGAUAGAAAACGCAAAUAUCAUUUUCCCUGUAACGAACUCCCUGCACUCUCCAAGCCCGGAGCUUGACCUCCGAUCCAUCGGAGGCAUUACUCCAGGUACUCCAGGAACUCCGGCCUCCGAAACAAGCGGAUCCUCGCCUCGCUUCCAGGGACACAGAUCAGGAUCAUCCAGCGUCCUCGGGGCCUCGUCUAGAAGUUUAUCCUCGAAACCAGACUCUACCCAGAACAGUCCAGCCUUGAAUACCAAGUUUGGAGUCCAGGGUCCAGGGAGCAGUACUCUUCCAAGGGUCGGAGUAGACAACCUGGAGAAACGAUCCGAGGAGAGGGAUUCUACAGAUCCUGUUACUCCGGGUACACCCUCAAAUAGAUGCAAACGAACACAUUCAUUUAGUUCAUUUAGUGAACUCUCCGUGAGUUCUCUACCUGAGUUACCCGGCUUCCAGACUGCACGGCACGCUAGCCUAACUGCAGAAAGGCUGGAUGGUGUAGUGGAGGGGGAGGAGGAUAAUCUAGGAUCUGACCGACCCAGGUCUAAAUCCUAUCAGCACGGGAUCAAGGUCGGAUCAGCUGGUCAGGCUCCCCUGUCUCCUGUAUCAAGAAGUCAGGCUGAUUUAUCAGCCUCAUUACAGAUGCUGGACUUUCUAUCAGCUGAUCUUCCAACCUCGUCCUCACCACUCAGAAGAUCUAGUACAUUAGCUCCCUCCAGAAUUCGUCGGACCCCAAACCGAGAAAUAACCAAGAAGCCUCCAUUACCCAAACUUAUAUCUGUUACUUCUCCUUCUUCUUCACAUCCAAUCUUUCCCAGUUUGGGACCCCUUUAUGUAGAGGAGAAGUCAGCUGAUCGUCAUUCAGACCCUUCUGUUCGUCCUUCCGACCCUGCUGUUCGUCCAUCAAACACGCUUGUUCGUCCUUCAGAUCCGCCUAUUCGUCCUAUUGACCUCCCGGGCAAACUGACCCAUUGUACUAGCUUGGGUCUUACCAGGCGAGGAUCAGAGACCAGUUUACAGAUCCUUGAAUACAAAUCAAAUAUAGAAAAUCAGCGACGAAACAAUUCUGCGGAUUCAGGAGUGAUGGUGUCCCCUCACACAUCUGGAGGAAGAGGAGGAGGUCUUCAACAAAACUUCUCUCGUCAAUUUCCCCCAGGGACUGAUAAUAUCAGAUAUCUUUCUCCGAACGGAGAAAACUUCCGCCAUCUUCCAUCCGAACCUGAUCAAAACCAGAGCACUUCUCCCGAAGCUGAGCCAGGUUUUCCUGGAGUUGACCCAACCCGCCACACUUCCCCUGGAGUUGACCCAACCCGCCACACUUCUCCUGCGGUUGAUUCAACCCGCCACACUGCCCCUGGAGUAGACGCAACCCGUCACACUUCUUCUGGAGUCGACCCAACCCGCCACACUUACCCUGGAGUAGACCCAACCCGUCACACUUCUUCUGGAGUCGAUCCAACCCGCUACACUUCCCCUGGAGUUGACUCAACCCGUCACACUUCUGCUGGAGUAGACCCAACCCGCCACACUUCCCCUGGAGUAGACCCAACCCGUCACACUUCUGCUGGAGUAGACCCGACCCGCCACACUUCCCCUGGAGUUGACUCAACCCGUCAGCCAUCUCCCGGCCAGGCUCGGGGUGGAACAGUAUCUCCGAUGUCCCGGACUCCGUCAGAUUCUCGUGGUGCAGGGUGGGGGCGGGGAUCAAGAGUAUCUCCAGCAGAUGAUUUAUCAAACAAUACCAGUCUCAGUCUCAGUGAUUGUUCUGAGGAGAGUACAUCUCGUUACGAAAAUCUAUCAACUAAUGAAGAACAAGGGAGGAGGAGGGAAGAAAAAGAAUGGACAGUAAACCCCAGAAAUGGUCACACUAAUAACAAUAGAUGGGAGAAAUCAAUGAAUACAACUCAUACAACACAAGAUAAUCAAUGUAUGGAGGACCGGCCAGCAAAUGACCGGCUGCAGCAAGGUCAACGACAUGACCGACCCGUAUACAACCGGUCAUAUCGAGACAGUGGGCCUUAUGAGAAUGUUAACAGAGAGGUUAAUGACAUUGAAAGAGAUAUAAAUGAGCUGGAAAAUCUUGUCCGACCCAACCAAUCACGGACCUUGAACAGGUCACGUGACAAAUGUUCUGACCAAUCACAGUGCACAGAUUUGUCCGAGGAUACGACCUCUGAUUGGAUAUCAGAUCCUCCUGAUCUACUCUGUGGUUCAGGUUUGCAUACGUUAAAAAACCUGCUAAACUCAAGUCAGGCUUCUAACGUGUAAAGAUGUGAUCAUCAAUCAUCAUGUAACUUGACCUCCUCUAGAUGUAGUUUAGUCUAUGUACAUUGUACAAUUCUGUACAAAGACUAAUGAAAUAUCAUACAAAAAAGCCUGAAAUUUCAGAAGAAUAUCGUUUAACAUAUAUUUGUGUAGCAUUCAAACAUAAAAAUAGAAUAUAAAAGUAUGUAUUGUUUUUAUUUCCAAUCAUAGUCGUACUGCACAGAAACGUGCUUGUAAAGAAAGCUGUUUAUUAAAUUCCCGGCUUUAAAUUGAUAUUCAAAGAAUUAUAUUUAUCAGAUUGCUGGUCAAUUAUAAUUAUUCUGGAGGAUUUGCCCUUGAAAAAAUUUGUUAAUUUCCUGAAAUCUUUUAUGGGGUAAUGUUAACCUAAGUAUUCCACAAGCUGAGACUUUUCAUUUUAUGAGAUUAGCUAAUUUUACUUAUAUGCAUCAGAUGACAACAAUUUACUGAUCUCUCAUUGGUCGAAUUUAGAUAUCUCUGAACUUUGACCAAUAAGAGUUGAUUAACUGCGUUUAACUACAGGGUGUCCCAAAAACAUGGGAAUUAAGUGACGAAUUGGAUAUCGUCUUUGUUAUGAAUUAGCAUUCUAA
Messenger RNA from Eurytemora carolleeae, 2882 nucleotides. RefSeq names its product mucin-12. Bases 1 to 2277 code for a protein of 758 amino acids. NCBI's taxonomy places the organism in Eukaryota, Metazoa, Arthropoda, Copepoda, Calanoida, Temoridae. The transcript has 10 exons. The record is from RefSeq and is a predicted model, not a curated record.